CGAACUGUCAAUAGGGAAAUAUAAACUAGCACAAAAAUCAACAAAAUAUAAUUUAAACAAAAAAAAACACAAAAAUGCAAUAAUAAAAUGGAACGAAUCGUAUUGGGAAUUUCAUCAAUAAAUUUGUAUAGUAGCAGUGAAACUUUUCCUGAAAAACCUGUUGUUUCUAACGCCGCAUUCGACUCUCCCAUCGAAAAUUGUCGACCCUCCACAACAAACCAAUCGUUUUCCUUCACAAUGGCCACAACUGGAGAACUCACUGAUGGAGGAGAUGAAUUUCCAGCCGAUUACUCCGAUCAAACUGAAGCGGAAUACACUCCACCGCGUUCUCGACGAAGUCUACCUCCUAGAAUGGCCAAAUCGAAGGAGAAUUCUCUGUUGCGGAUUAAGCGACGUUCAAUUAUGAAACCACGACGCAAUCUGAAUGUUGAAAUCAAAAAAAUCUACCUUGACAAUAAGGUCAAGGGCAACUUUCGACCAUCGAAUCUUGAAACCAUAUUCGAGGAACCAACCCCUGACAAAAACAAACAGCUCUGCUUUAUUGGAGCCAAGAAGAUCAAACGCAGUUUGUCCUGUUCGGAUGGUCUCAAUGUAACCAAAACAACAGUAAAAUCACGAAGAAACAAAAUCAAGAAGACGUUCGGGCGUAGAUUUGCUCUGAAGAAAAUUUCCCUAGACGACUUUAUUGAUCGACUGAAUGCGAGCUUUGAGGAUAAACCAUUUAGCUCAUCUCAAAGUGUUCCCCAGACACCCACAACAACCUAUGUAGAGGAUAAGGCUGAUGAAACUACCUAUUCCAAGGCAGGAGAUGUUAAUGAGGCUGAUGACAUGGAAUGCAGUGAUGAAACGUUGCUUUAAGAAGAGAAUAGUGUACCUUAACUUUCCCGUCUUUACUAUAGCCCGUCUUGCAUAACAAAUGGACUGUCUUUUUUAGCUAAAAGAUUUAAAAAGAGACGGAAGUUGGAAACUAUUCUAAGACUUAUUCCAAAGUGGUCAAACUAUAUAUUUUAUUGUUCUCUCUCUUUUGAUAUACAUUUUAGGAAAUACCUAAUUUUGAAUUUAUUUGUAUUUUUUGUAUUCCAAACAACCAACUCAUUCUCCCCAUCAACACUGUCCAUGGAAUAUUAUAAAAUAAAUAUAUAUGUAUUUGUUAAGUGUUUAUACUUUAAAAUUAA
Eupeodes corollae is the source of this 1175-nucleotide messenger RNA. RefSeq lists its product as uncharacterized. The record is from RefSeq and is a predicted model, not a curated record. NCBI's taxonomy places the organism in Eukaryota, Metazoa, Arthropoda, Insecta, Diptera, Syrphidae. The coding region runs from base 88 to 858 and encodes 256 amino acids. The transcript is spliced from 2 exons.